Dermacentor albipictus is the source of this 8382-nucleotide messenger RNA. RefSeq names its product lysine-specific histone demethylase 1B-like. Lineage: Eukaryota; Metazoa; Arthropoda; Arachnida; Ixodida; Ixodidae. Gene Ontology annotation, biological process: positive regulation of transcription by RNA polymerase II; negative regulation of transcription by RNA polymerase II. The record is from RefSeq and is a predicted model, not a curated record. Gene Ontology annotation, molecular function: zinc ion binding; chromatin binding; flavin adenine dinucleotide binding.
CAAUAUUCGUGUGCAUUACGAGGCUACUUCCGAGGCGAUCGUAGAACCCGCUAGUUCUUUGACCUUUCGUGCCUUCUCUGGCGUUCAGCGCUUUCUUUCAUUGACGAACUGGCGGGCGACACAAUGCGCAAGCGCCAGAGCCCACUUUCUUUUGUCUCGAUAGGCUUUGCGGCACGGCCGUUUGGAACGAUUUGUGAACAGGCCUUGCCUGCUGCGAGGCGCCGCCGAAUCCGUGCACGGCCAAAUGCAUCUGUUCUCUAAAAGACACAUCUCUGGCGUCUUCCAGAGGCCGCUGCUUUUUCGGCAUCGCUUGGGAGCAGGGUUCGGGCCACGCGAGUCCUUCCUCGCGAAGCUAGGAGGCCGUUAGCCGCUGAGCACGUUUUCUUGCCAUUCCGCGUGACCACGAGUGCUGUUGGCGUUUCGAAAGGCAGGUCGGCCGAGUUUGGAGGGCGCAGAGUGCCAGCAGGAUGCCCAAGCGGGCGCGCAUCAAGAACAAUGGCGAAGCGGCGCCGCCUCCGCGAGCCUCUCCGCGGGUGGCCAAGCGUCAGCUGUUGAGCGGGCAGCCGGCUGACGAGAACCACACGAUGGUGCGCAAGUGUGAGAAAGUGAGCUGCCACGAGACCAGGCCCAGCUGCUUUGCCCGCACCUCUAAGAGGUGCUGUGGUGACGGCUACACUUCCCGGUGGUACCAUCUCUCGUCGGGUGAACAUUUCUGCAACGAGUGCUUCGACUACUAUUAUCGCAGCACCAAGCCUGGCUACGUGGAGUACUCGAGUUGGCGGGAGCACUGGUCACACAACGCCCGCUCGGAGGCCUCGCUUCGCCUCUUCAUGGCCGACCAGGUCCUGCCAUUCUGGGCACAAUGCGUGCGCUGUCGCAAGUGGCGUCGCCUACCCAAGGGGGACGACCUCACACCGGAGUUCGUCGACUCGUUCACCUGCAGCGACAUCCCGUCGUAUGACGACAGCACGGAAGACACAAAAACUGACGACUGCUCUGUUCCUGAAGACCCGAAUGCUGCGGCCGCCAUGCAGCCCGAGUGGAUCUGCACGCUGACGCAGCCGCCAUUUCUCAUCGGCUCUCCGGCCCAGCAGUUCCUGGGCGAUUACUUUGCCGACGGGGUUGGAAUGAGUCCCUCCUCCGAGGGCCCCAAGGCCGCUCCUGCAGCUCCCGAGAAGACCACACGGCAACAGAAUGGCACCAGUACCACCACCAACUGCUACCUUGAGCCAGGGCAGCUGGCACAGCUGCUGCAGCCCUUCUACCGCCCCGGGGAACAGGGCAAGGCACUGUGCUUCCACCCGGACAUCAUGGAGACCUACGAGAUGGACGCCUUCCCGGAGUACGCACGAGAACAGGUGAUGUACCUGGGUGUGCGCAACGUGGUGCUUGCACUGUGGGCCCUGCGACCCCAUGCUUGGCUGGACCUGGUGUGGGUGUCGCGACACCUUCUGUGCCGGGGCCUGGCGCGCAUCCGGUGCCUGUUGGAGGCGCACAGGGUGCUCCGGUUCUUCACCGCACGGGGCCUCAUCAACCACGGCGCCCUGCCCUUGCUGCGAAGCUCCCCACCACUGCCUCCGUCUUGCCGACAGAAGCGGGUGCUGGUUGUGGGUGCGGGCCCUGCGGGCCUGUCGGCAGCGCGGCACCUGCACCGGCUUGGCAUGCGGGUGACGUUGCUCGAAGCAUCGGAUCGCAUCGGGGGCCGAGUGCGCGACGACACUUCCUUGGGCGUUUGCGUCGGCAUGGGUGCCCACAUCGUCACGGGUGUCACCAACAGCCCCCUGACAACGCUGUGCCUGCAGACUGGCCAUGGCAUCCGGCUCAUCCGCGACCACUGUGACCUGUACACGACCAAGGGUCACAUCGUGUCGUCUGAGCGUGACCACCGGGUCGAGUUUCACUUCAACGCCAUGCUGGACGCCGUGGCGCAGUGGCGUCUCGGGCAGACCAAGGACAUCUGCCUCUUUGACAAACUCAUGGAGAUGCACCAGAGCUUCUUGGAGGAGACGCAGAUGGUCUUCAGUGACGAAGAGAACAACGUGCUCCAGUUCCACAUUGGAAACCUGGAGUAUGCAUGCGGGGCGCCACUGCGCGAGGUGUCGGCCCUGCAGUGGGACCAGAACGAGCGCUUCCCCCAGUUCAGCGGUCAGCACGCACUCGUCCCGGACGGCUUCGGCCGUCUCCUGCAGGCCCUGGCUGAAGGCCUCGACAUCCGUUACGGGCACAAGGUGACGACAAUUGAGUAUGGUUCUGAGGAAGGGGGCGUGCGGGUCUUUACGGAGCGAUCCGCCGCCCACAACGGCAAGGAGGAGGAGGAGGAGGAAGAGGAGGGAAAGUUCUCGGCCGACUUUGCUCUGGUGACGGUGCCAUUGGCCAUCCUGCAGCAGCAGGAGAUCCAGUUCUUGCCGCCUCUGCCCAAGGGCAAAAUGGCCGCACUCAAGGAUUUAGGCGCAGGCGUCAUCGAAAAGGUGGCCCUCAAGUUCUCUCGGCCCUUCUGGUCCGCUCAAGUUACGUCCGCAGACUUCUUCGGCCACGUGCCAUCGUCGCCCGAGCAGCGCGGUCUCUUCAGCGUCUUCUUUGACCUCAGCCCCCGGACACAGCCCAAGAAGAACCCAUCGUAUGUCCUGAUGACCUACGUGAGCGGCGAUGCCAUUGACCUGAUUGCAAACAAGAAGGAUGACGAGGUGGUGGCCAUGUGCAUGGAUGUGCUGCGGAACAUUUUCCGCGACCAGACAGUGCCUGACCCGAAGGGCUACACCGUGACCCACUGGCGGGACAGCCCCUAUUCACGCAUGGUCUACAGCUACGUGCGCUGUGGGGGCUCGGGCGAGGCGUACACCACUCUGGCCGAACCACUGGCUGAUCGGCUCUUCUUCGCUGGCGAGGGUACGAGUCGGAUGUUCCCACAGACCGUGAGCGGGGCUUACAUGAGUGGUCUGCGGGAAGCCUGGAAUAUCCUUCGCCGCCUGCCACUGGGUCUCGAGCCCGACCUGAUGCUGGACGUCUGAGCUGGCCACCGAGCCUGCUGCCGAGCUGACCACUGGGUCAGCCACCUUUCAAGACGUCUGCGUCUGAGCCGAAGCAGCCUGUUUUGUGUGUCCGUGUGCGGAAACAAUGUGCGGAUUGCCAAGGCAACGGAGUGAACUUCCAAGAGGCUGCAGUGCUUCGUCCCCUUCGUUUGUUGCGUUUGGUUAUUUCAUUUGAGCUACAGUUGCGAGAGCUUACCAAGGAGCCAACCCACUUGCGCGGCUGUUGCGAUGGCGCAUUGACCGGCUGAGUUAUGGUUUUGAGCAAAGAGGUGAGUGAAGAGUACAAGCUGAGGGUUUGAACAGAGACCAAGAGGAAGGGUGGCCAGGUUCUUCCCGAGUGCACCAGUUUUUCAAGUUUCUGCUGUUACUUUUUACUUCCACCAUCAUGCACCUCCAGUUCCAUUUUGUCCCAACAUCUGCUCUCCAUCUGCAUUCCCACAAAAAUGUGAAGGAAAAGACUGCAGCGUGUGCUGCAGGUGGCAAACGAGCCCCGACUGUGAAGACUGUGGCUUCCUACUUAGGGUGCUGUGUGUGUGUGUGUUUCUUCUUUUUUAAAUUAAUGAGAAGGGCCUUAGCAACGGGACAGAACAUGAUGACCUGACCAACCGGCGCUUGUGUGAGUGUUGUGGCUAGCAGGGUAGUCGUCACUGGCUUCUUCGUAGGUCUGGAAUUGAAGGAAAUGCAUCCCGAGGCUCUGCACGUGUGCUGUAGUCCCCAUUCCAAAUGGGCUUCCUUUUCUUUUUUUUUUCUGUUGAACUUUGCAGUGAUGAGAUAGGUCAUGAACUUUUGUUAGCACAUUUGUUCUCGGCUUCUUGUUCACUGAUUGUCCGUACUGCACUUGAUCGUAAACUUAAUUAUGUUACUAACGUGAAUGAUUUCCAUGUGUUAACACUUGAAAGAGCAGCACUUGCAUGGUGAUUUUGGAAAUUCUAUGUCUCAGAAUCGUACGCCGGCUUACCUAAAGGCCUUGUAAGUCACUGGACCCUGUGCUGGCAGGACACUUGAUUACAUUGCCAUUAUGUAUGUCACCAGGUGAGAUUUAAACAGGAAUGAUACAAAUUAUAGUCCAGCUGCAACAAAAUUUUGAAACACGUAAGGAGCCUCGUUUCACGUAGUGCAAAUACAAAGCAGCCUUUGUGCAAAAUUUUAUGUUUGAAAUACGAGCGGAUGCGUCGCAACAAGUUCAUAAAGAGAAAUCUUACGGGUAUUCUUACGGACGUUCUUACGGGUAUUCACUCUGAUAUCUUUGAUUUCAUUCGGAACCAGUGCCUCUAGAAGUGAUGACACGGCUUGCCUGUUGAGGCGUCUCAGGUUGUCUGUAGCGAGAACUGGCGUGAACAGGAUGGUGAGCUCCUCGGUAUUCCGCGAAGAUCUCACGGUGGACUCACUCGAAUUCGAGGAUGCGCUGAGAAACCUUCGUUUUGCUUUACGGCUCCGCACCAGCUCGAAAGCUUCGUCACUAAAAUCUUCACCAUUGAAUCUUUGCUGCCAUUACCGGUUGUCAGAGAUGGUGCACUACCUAGAACACACCAUUUCUCAGCAUGGCCUCCGAGAUUGGGUUCCUCCCAUGGCAUGCUGAAAAAAUCUUGGAGGCCGCAUGCUGGGGACUGGCGUCACGUCCACUAAGUACCUGGUGCAUGCAUCGUCUACUUAGGCACUGUUGAAAGGCUGCUGUUAAGAAAAUUGGAGAUUUACCAGCCUUGCUGCUUUGCCUAGGCUGCUUCAAUAGUUACAUACUACUAAUAACUGCUUUAGCCAAAGUGAAAUUUCGUUGCAGCUGGCGUUUUAAAGGCUGCUAAUUUUGAAGAUGGCAUAGUUACCAACCCUGCACCUUUGGCAUGACUGCUUCUAUAGUAAACUCAUGAGCAAAAGUAUAUUUUGGGCUCGCCGAAAAAGCUGAAUUUGUUCGUAAUUCAGACGCACAAAUGAGAAUUUUUUUUUUUUUUUAAUGCGAGGAUAAAUGCCUCGGGGCAUACAAAUGAGAAUUGACGAGUGCACUGGAAUGUUCCCAAUUCCAAGUUUACACGGCAGCCCUCAAUUUCAAGUUGCAUUAAUCGGCGCAGAACAACAUUGACUCCAUCAUGGAAUCCCUGGUCGCCAUAUUUUUUGCUUAGUGGAGUACAUAUUCCUCAUUUGUAAACAAUUUUGUCACAGUGAAACAAUCAUGCAGUUGGCCUCUGAAGACGCAUCGGUCCACAUAAAUUGCCCUCUGAGCCUUUUAUGAUCUUCGCUGAAUGGAACUGGAACCUGCGCCGAGCGUGGUGUGAAUGAACACUUGUAACGCGACUGCCUGCUAUCCAUAACACUGCCAACAGGCUUCGCCUCUCGUUCGUCUAAUUUCUGGUGAGCAGAGCAUCCACCGGAUCCGGCUCUGCGGCCAUGACAGUGCGCACUUCACACAGGUACACCAAAGUAGCAGCAACGAUGUAUUUCACCAGUGGAGCGUUCGAGAGUCUAUAAAUGAAGGCUGCAGUUUGUUUCUUGCUCUCCCUUCCCUACGCUGCAUGGAACAAAGUGUCCCUUGUUUCCCAUUCUUUCAUUUCUCGUGUCAUCCAUAUUUUUCACAUACCGUUUCUUUUUAUGGUUACCAGAGCUCGCAAAGUGUUACUGGUUCACCUUCAUGGAAUGCCUAAAGCAAGGUUUUGUUCAAAAAGUUCUUUCAUGGCACGCAACUUGUACAUUGCUUUACAUUCCCAUGUUGAUUUAAUUCUGGCACCGUAGCGCUUGCUGUAAACUGUGUGCUUGCUUGUUUUGGUUUGGGAGUUGUUUCUUUAUUAACCAAUGCAGUGCUGUGACGGAUGUUUCUUGUUUUGUAGGAGGAAAUCACUUAUUUCUGUUGGUAUACACGGUGCCAACUUGGUACACGGUUGAGCUGUAGUGUACAGUGACCUGUGAGCACGUUGUUUACCCAUUCUUCCAAGCCUCCUGUAAUUAUACCAGGCUAGCAUAGGCUUCCAUCUUUACAGGCACCUCCAGUCUGCUGUAUCGAAGACACAAAUCCCUAUGACUGUGAUAGGCCAGCACUGAAAGGUGGGAGUGGGGUGCUGUGUGUAAAGUGGGCAUGGCCCGGGGCUCUAUGUAGCGCACUGUCACCGAACUUUACAGAGCCUGUCCGAGUUUGUUGAGCCUCCGUUCUUACAAAUGUGGCUUGGCUCCAACUUUUUUAUUGGCUUUGUUAGGCAUAGCGCAGCACAGCCCCGAGAACUAAAGUAGUCACGUCAUUGCAACAACAUUCUUUGGAUAUUGCAGCACACAAAAAUUGUGUAGGAAACGCCCUUCCGGUCCAGUGCUUUAGUGAGUAGAUGUUGAAAGGCCGUGGUUGUAACAUUAAUUGUAGCUUGUGCUUCUACGAGAGACUCUGUGGAACAGUAGCAACUACUUAGUCAUGGCGUGACGCUGCCCUCUGUUCGGUGGAGUUGAAGCCGAGGUAGUAGAGGCACACCUGUAAACCCUAGCGUGUGUGAACCUAAUGCUGCGGCAGUGAUGGUAUUCGUCUGGAACAAGAGGCCUCGUGCGAUGUUCAGUGGCCACUCAAAUGCUUGCCAUUCAGAAGGAAGGAAUGACCCUGCAGAACGCUAUUAAUCUCUCACCCCUGUUUUCCGUUUUAUGCGGAAUGCAUGUUAUAUAAUAUCCUGUACUUUUUCUAGGUUCUCAUCUGGUGGCUCUCGUUCCCAGAUUAGAGUCUGGAUCGCAUGCAACCCUUUGUGCUUCAUUCACCUGAGCAUGCUGUGUGUGUCGAUCCCCUAUGCAGAUGGUGACCAUUGUGUGCUCUCUCUGCAGUACAAUGAGCCAUGUUUCUGUUGACCUUCACCAGGACUUUGCUUCCUUGGUGUAACGUGGGAAGGCUGCAUCGGGCAAGCUCCGCACUUGCUUCCUUCAAGUUCAGCCCUCAUUUCACAUUUUGUGCUUGUCCCGAUUUGUUCUGUUGAAGAAAAAAAAAACUGUACAAACUGCAAGGAAUACUCCGUCUGUAGAUUAUAUGGGGCCAGCCGGCCGUGUAAAUACAGCCUGCAUGUGAGAAUGUUGCUUGCGUAUUAUAUACAAUUACCAUGAAAUGUAGAACUGCAAAUAUUUGUGGUGAAAGUGCACGUUUGUGUGCACGUGGAAUCUGUAGGGAAAAAACGGAUGUCUGGCUCCUCCUAUUGGUAUUACAGCAGUUUCCUAACAUCUGAUAAGCAAAUGAAACUUGUCAGCCGAAGAGUAUGUGGAGGGCCACCUGAAGCUCACCUAGGCAAAGCAUGUCACCAGAUGGGAAACCAUGGGAACAUUUCCAACGUUUCCCAGGUGAAGCAUGCAAGCUGGUGGGGACCCAUAAAGAAACUUAAAAUGUCUAGGUGAAGUAUGUCAAGUUGAGUGGUGCCCACAGGGCCACAUAGAUUACCUUGGCAACAUGUUAACUGUUGGGAACACUCAAAGCCACUUAGAAUGUUAACUUAGGCACCAUCAAGUACUGUGCGAAAAAUGUUACGUAAAAACAGGGCAGCAUGCAUUGUUUAAUCGGGACAUUCUGCAGGAGACAAAAUUCAGGCUUGUGGUUUCGGAACAUCAAAGAUAGACUUUCAUAAGGAUGUUGCAUUUUUCUAUUCCUUAAUUUUCAACUUACUUUGAAAAGUGUAAUGGUAUUACAAGUGGCAGCUAACAUUUGGAGUUGACUGAAAUGUCAGGCAUACUUGUGGGGAAAAGUGCUGUCCUUAGAGUGGUUGUCCAAAUUGUGAAUGCUUUUGUCCAUUUUUGUUGAAUGUUUCCCUUGUUUCUCGGGUUGAGCCACAUACCCUAGAUAUAUUUGCAAAAGAUGUGUUCACUGAAAAGACCCAAUCAUUGUGUGGGAGGCAAUUGGCACAUUAUUCGUGCAUUAUGUCUCUCCCUGUAUGGCACUACUGUUACCUAAAGCUAGAUCUUGUGCAUCAGAUUCUUAUAUUUUUUGCAAAUUUUCACAUAAUGUGCUUUUGUGUCAUAUCCUGUGUCCAUCUUUACAAAAGAGUAAAAUGUGUGUUGGAUUUGUACACAUUGCAAAAGCAAGAAUCGGGUGAAGUUAUUCUGUCCAUAACACUUGUACAUUGCAUCUUCUGAACACAUUACAUGUUGCUUUGGCCUCUUUUACCUCUAUAUGCUUAGCGGUAAGAGUGCAUUGACUCUGCCAUGUUAAAAAUUGAUCAAAGUUGGGAGUUGCCCUAAUGUAAAACUAGUACCCUGCUAUUUUUGGGUGAAUAUUUGUUUAACGUUUGCUACUGUAAAGUGAAUGCCAUCAGCGUUGACGUCGAUGUAGAGGAAGAACGUGCUCUGUCGGCACCAGAAGGUUUGCUCCCCAGGUGCUGUUUGUAAUUGCGGCAAAUAAUUUCAUUGUUUUUCGUAA